GUCAAACGGAAUUAUAAAAUGUUGGGGUAAAUUGGACAUGAACGAAUUUUGAACUACAAAUUUUGUUUAAUAUACUAUUUGUAGUUACGUUACAACUUAAAGCUAUAAAAGUAAUCAGGGUUUUUUCGUUCUUUGUUAACCGAAUGAAUCUGCUAUUUUUAAUAUCCUCAUAAAUCUAUAUUUUAAUAGAAUUAACAUUUAGCCAUGUCUGAUAAACGAUCACGACAAACCGGAGAUCUGGCUUCAUUAGAACCUGCUGUGAGGGUUAAACAGUUAGCACACUACGGGACCAUGGUUGAAGUUGACGCUAAUGUACCACCAAGAAGGUAUUACAGAUCUGGUUUAGAAAUGGUAAGGAUGGCUAAUGUGUACUUGGCCGAGGGCAGCCUUGAAAAUGCCUAUAUAUUGUAUAUGAAGUUUAUGACCCUAUUUCUGGAAAAGAUAAGGAAACAUCCAGAAUAUAAUACUGUACCCGCAGAUGUGCGCUUGGUCAAUCAAGUGAAAUUAAAAGAAGUAAUGCCUAAAGCAGAGAAAUUAAAACAAAAACUUCUUGAACAGUAUACAAAAGAACAUGAGCUAUAUAAGGAAAAUGAGAAGAAAAGACUUAUUAUGGAAGAAGCAAGAAAAAAGCAGGAAUUAGAAGAUGCUAAGCUUGCUGAGCGUCUUCAGGCAGAUGAGAACAGUCAGGAUGGAAGCACCACAACACCACACUUGAUGCAUGCGGACGAGUGGGCGGUGACCCCGACGGCACCGCCUGUGGACGGCGUGCUUUACCCAGACGACUUCGCUUCGGAGCCCCCGCGCCCCGCACACCGCUACUCCCCCGUACCACCCCUCAUACCACCAUCUAGACCGCACCAUGAGACUGAGGAGACGCUGCCGUCAUGGUCGGGUCGGCGGUUGCGCGCGGUUCUAGUACCCGGGUCUCUAAUGGCGCGCUUCCAGUCCAUCGCCGCACCGCACACCGCGCGCAACCUCGAGCUCUGCGGUAUACUCGCUGGCAUCCUGGAGCGUGAUCAGUUGAAGAUUACUCAUGUGAUAGUGCCGAAGCAAACAGGCACCGCGGACUCGUGCAGCACCAACAACGAGGAGGAGAUAUUCCACUACCAGGAUCAACAUAACCUGAUCACACUCGGCUGGAUACAUACCCAUCCGACACAAACAGCGUUCCUAUCGUCAGUUGACUUGCAUACACAGUGCUCCUACCAGCUUAUGAUGCCCGAAGCAAUUGCCAUAGUCUGCGCGCCCAAAUAUAACGAAAUUGGAUACUUUGCACUGACGCCAGAGUACGGGAUGCAGUUUAUUGCAAAUUGCAGACAAAGCGGUUUCCAUCCUCAUCCAAAUGACCCGCCUUUAUUCUAUGAUGUGACGCACAUACGUCUUGACAACAAUGCUGCAGUAGAAAUGAUAGAUCUGCGGAGAUGAAUGUAACACAUUGCUACAGUCUUGCAUUUAACAAUCAAUGUUCAGCUUUAGGUAAAAAGAUGUUCCAAUCUAUUAGUCACACUACCAAUGUUAUGUUCUCCUAGUACUUGUGUCUGAGUAUGAAGUUAUUUAUUUUGAAUAUAUAUUAAAUGUUUAUUUAAUUUUUACACUAUGUGAUUAUAAAUAUACUCAUAAAAUAAAUAUAUUGAACCUUGAAUUGUAAAGUGAAUCAAAGAUUUUGUUUUUUACAAUGCGAAUUAAUGACAUGUGUUGUUAAUAGCUUUUGAUACGUUAAAAUUCUUGAAAAUAUUUUAUGAGCUUAAUAUUUCAAAUUUUGAAAAACAUUUGUGAUAAUCACAUUAUAUACCAAACAUGUGAUAUAUAUGAGUAUUAAUUUUAAAAAAGCAAAAUAAAAUUUUGUUUCAACAUGAUAUGACCGGAAAUUAUAUUACUGUUAAAAUAUGUAAUAAAAUAA
Papilio xuthus (Asian swallowtail) is the source of this 1900-nucleotide messenger RNA. Its product is annotated as STAM-binding protein-like A. Gene Ontology annotation, molecular function: protein binding; metal-dependent deubiquitinase activity; K63-linked deubiquitinase activity. The record is from RefSeq and is a predicted model, not a curated record. Lineage: Eukaryota; Metazoa; Arthropoda; Insecta; Lepidoptera; Papilionidae. Gene Ontology annotation, cellular component: endosome; membrane. Gene Ontology annotation, biological process: protein K63-linked deubiquitination. The transcript has 9 exons. The coding region runs from base 205 to 1425 and encodes 406 amino acids.